AUGACAGAGAACCAAAAGAAAAAAGAACUAAAGCUUGUGAGAAGGAAUAAGAAGGGAACCCUUACGAGAGCACUAAAAGUGUUGAGAAACCAGCAAAAGGAAGAAUUAAUUAUCCAAGACUUGAAAGAUAGAGUUCAAAAAGUAGAGAAAUUGUUUGAAGCAAUUGAGGAGAGCCACGGUGAGCUUGUCAGCUUGAUUGAAGAUGAAGAGGAAUUCCUAGAGGAAGAACAAUGGAUGGAAAGGUGCCAAACAGAGUUUAUGGCAGAGAUGAAUGCAAUGAAAAUUAAUAUGACAGACCAAGGGAAUCAGUCGAAGCAAACUACAAGUGCUCAAGCAGUUAGUAGCAGUAGCAGUGGAGUGGCAGAGAUGAAACCGACGUUGAAGUUAAAACGGAUGGAGUUACCAGUGUUUGACGGAGAUGUGAAGAAGUACAGUAGAUUUAAAGAAGAUUUUACCAGAUUUGUUCAGCCAUCCACACAUCCGGAUCAGUUAGCAUUUGCCCUCAGGCAAGCAUUAAGUAGGGACCCCUUGAGAAUUAUAGGACCGGUCGAGGACGAAUACGAGAAGAUGUGGUUGAGGCUAGACGAGAGAUACGGGUGUGAAAGAAAAUUAGUAGAAGCAAUAAUCAAGGAGGUGGAAAACAAGAAGGAAGUAAGAGAAGGUGAUGGAAAGAAAUUAAUAGAAUUCAUUGACGUAGUAGAAAGCAGUUACAGAGCCUUAGUGAAAAUCAAGCAAAAAAGUGAAAUGUCAAAUAUGAAGGUUCUUGGUGAGAUCGAGAGAAAGCUACCUGAUACGGUGUUCCAGAGAUGGGUGAGAGAUAGAAUAAAGACCGAAGAUAAAAUGGCAGAGAAGGAAGAUGUAAUAGUGAUGUUGAUUGAGUUUUUGAAGACGGAAAGAAAGAGAGUUGAGUAUACUAUGGAAACUAUGAGAAGUAACAAUUCGAGCCGUCAACAAAUACCUAAAUCGUCUGCGGUCCUAGCGGCGGAUGUUCAAAGAGUACCACAACAACUCUGUUUAAUACAUGAUGGUGCCAGACAUAACACAGAGGAGUGCAAGUCUUACAUGGCACUCAAAAUUGAAGAUAGAGUAAGCAUACUAAAGGACAAGAGGGCAUGUUUCUGCUGCCUAAAGACAGGACAUAUUGUUGCAAGAUGCUGGAAGAAGAGGCCGUGUGGAAAGAAUGGUUGUACACGGGUGCAUCAUCCUUCCAUACAUUUUUUGGUAGGAGACCAGAAGAGCCAGCAGUCAGGAACAAUGGCCACCAUACAAAACAACAUGCACAACAAUGAGGUUGGGUGCUUAUUGCAAGUUAUGAGUAUUAAGUGCAGAAAAGGACCCUGUCUAAACGCCAUGUUUGACAGUGGAGCAAUGUCCUCACUUAUAACACAUGAGGCGGCACGUGUCAUGAAGGCGAGAGGAAAGCCGGUGACCAUAAAAAUUACUAAAGUGGGAGGUGAAUCAAGCACAAUAGAGACAACACGAUACCAGGUGCCACUCAUAGAUAAGAAUGGGGAAGAAGUAGUGAUCGCCGCAUAUGGCAUUGAGAAAAUUACAGCGAUG
This is a messenger RNA of Anneissia japonica, 1560 nucleotides long. RefSeq lists its product as uncharacterized. The transcript has a single exon. The annotation marks the transcript as partial. The record is from RefSeq and is a predicted model, not a curated record. Lineage: Eukaryota; Metazoa; Echinodermata; Crinoidea; Comatulida; Comatulidae.